UGGGCUCACACUGACCAUAGACCAUACCAGAAACACUUCUGCUCCCCAGGAAGAGCCAGGGCGGCCUGUGCGUGUCCUCUCAGCCCCUCACGGCGCUGGCCCCUGUGCCUCACUGUCCUCGAGAAAAGCGUCACCUCUGUUCUCUCUUCCUGCUGGGGUCAGGAGAUGCUGCCCGGGGCCUGGCUGCGCUGGGCCGGCCUCCUGCUGCUGGCCAGGCCUGCCUGGCCCUGCCCUGCGGGCUGUGACUGCUUCACCCAGGAGGUGUUCUGCUCCGAUGAGGGGCUGGCCGCCAUCCCGCCGGACAUCCCGCCCCACGCCACAGGCAUCAUCUUCGUAGAGACCUCGCUCACCACGGUGGGAGCCAGGGCCUUCAGCGGCAGCCCCAACCUCACCAAGGUGGUCUUCCUCAACACCCAGCUCCACCACUUAGGGCCCGACGCCUUCGGGGGGCUGCCCAGACUGGAGGACCUGGAGAUCACUGGCGGCACCUUUUCCAACCUCAGCACCGACACCUUCUCCAACCUGAGCUCGCUGGGCAAUCUCACCCUCAACUUCAACAUGCUGGAGGCUCUGCCUGAGGGCCUCUUCCACCAGAUGGACGUCCUGGAGUCUCUCCAGCUGCAGGGCAACCGGCUCCAGAGCCUGUCUGGGAGGCUCUUCCGGCCUCUGGGAAGUCUGAAGACCCUCAACCUUGCUCAGAACCUGCUUGCCCAGUUGCCCGAGGAGCUGUUCGACCCCCUGGGCAGCCUGCAGACCCUGAGGCUGAGCAACAACGCGCUCUCCGGCCUGCCCCAGGGCGUGUUCGGCAAACUGGGCAGCCUGCGGGAGCUCUUCCUGGACAGCAACCUGAUCUCGGAGCUGCCCCCCGGAGUGUUCUCAGGGCUCUUCCAGCUGGAGGAGCUGUGGCUGCAGCGCAAUGCCAUCCGCCAUCUGCCCGUCUCCGUCUUCUCCUCCCUGGGCAACCUGACCUUCCUGAACCUGCGGGGGAACGCGCUGCGGGGGCUGCCCGCCGGCCUCUUCGCCCCUACCCCAGGCCUGGUGGGCCUGUCUCUGUCCUACAACCGGCUGGUGGCUGUCAGCGAGGGCGCAUUUGCCAACCUGUCCAGCCUCAGUUCCCUGACGCUCUCGCACAACGCCCUCACCCAUCUCCCGGCCGGCGUCUUCAGAGACCUGGAGGGGCUGGUCGAGCUCUACCUGGGCAGCAACAACCUGACGGCCCUGCACCCAGCCCUCUUCCAGAACCUGUCCAGGCUGGAGCUGCUCAGCCUCUCCCGGAACCUCCUCACCACGCUCCCCGAGGGCAUCUUCGACACCAACUACAACCUGUUCAACCUGGCCCUGCACGGCAACCCCUGGCAGUGUGACUGCCACCUGGCCUACCUGUUCAGCUGGCUGAGACAGUACAGCGACCGGCUCUUCAACAUCCACACCUACUGCGCCGGCCCCGCCUACCUGAAGGGCCAGCUGCUGCCCGCCUUGCAGGAGGAGCAGCUGGUGUGUCCCGUCACCCGCGACCGCCUGGCCUUCCAGGCCCCGGGGCCGGAGGACAGGGAGCCCGGGGGCAGCUGGGAUCUGGCCGCGCAGGAGAGGGCCGUCUGGAGCCAGUGCACCUACAGCAACCCCGAGGGGACCGUGGUGCUCGCCUGUGACCAGGCCCAGUGUCGCUGGCUGAACAUCCAGCUGUCUCCCCGGCCGGGCUCGGGCCCCCCGGGACUGACGUACAACGCCAGCCAGCACUGGGACUUGAAGUCCCGCUGCGGCUCCGUGAGGCUCACCGUGGCUAUCGAGGCUUGGCCAGGGGGGCAGUAGGCGCGGGGCAUGCGGAGCCAGGAGCCUGCCUAGGUAGCCUCCGGGGCCCGGCCAGGCCAGAGGUGGGGGCAGAGGGAGAGCCGAAGCCUUGCUUGUGCAGAUGCCAGGGACGGAGCGGAGUCCCCCGGGUGGAGGAGGUGGCUCGGUGGCCUCUACCCUCCUCCCCCUCUUCUGUCACUAUCACCGAGGCUGGGCCCUACCUUGGCCCUCCUCGAGCUUUGCCAAGCAGCCCUUAAAGCUGCACCACAGUCUGGAGAAUAAAAGAACAUUCUCCCUGG
Messenger RNA from Leptonychotes weddellii (Weddell seal), 2087 nucleotides. NCBI's taxonomy places the organism in Eukaryota, Metazoa, Chordata, Mammalia, Carnivora, Phocidae. The record is from RefSeq and is a predicted model, not a curated record.